This is a messenger RNA of Symbiodinium pilosum, 1140 nucleotides long. NCBI's taxonomy places the organism in Eukaryota, Dinophyceae, Suessiales, Symbiodiniaceae. The record is from the annotation of a GenBank genome assembly.
AUGGAAUCCAGACAAGAAGAGGAGGAUCCAUCAUUCAAGCUGCCGGUAGCCGCUGUGGGCCGGGCCUGUGGCCUCCUGGAUCAGGCCCUCGGAUAUGCAGCUCACCUGAAGCCCUUGGCCGAACACCGCUUUUUCACUAGGGGCUGGGGUGACCUUCAGGAAGUUCAGGAUGGGCGAGCCAUCAUGGACAGCUUCCUUCUUGAAUAUGCCCAAGGCCUUGCACCCCCAACGAUGUCUCUGGGUGCUGAACAUGCCGUCUUUGGCGGCUCGGGUUUUUGCUGCCGUGGACACUUUCCCAGCCCAUUGGCUUCGAUCCUACCCGAGGAGAGCAAGCUGUGUGAGUUGGAGCUCUUAGUCCCAAAAGAUCGACAGCCCUGGGCAUGCGUGGUGCAGUUCCCGGGAACUGCAGACCAGUCCUACUUCUUCAGGAAGAUGAUGCUGGCGGCACCACUGCUACGCGAAGGUGUGGCUUCUGUUUUGAUCACCCCACCUUUCUACGGCUCCCGCCGUCCGAAGCAGCAGAUACUUCACUACAUAGACAAGGUAACAGAUUUCUGCCAUCAGAGUGAGAGCCUCCUCUUGGAGGCAUUGCAAGUCCUUGACUGGCUGAGAAUGAAGUUUCCCCAUGCUCAUUUGGGCUGCACAGGCAUCUCGUGGGGUGGGGCCAUGGCCUCGUGCAUGGGCUUCCUGGCCCGGCGACAUGAUCUGGCUGUGAUACCCUGCCUUCCCUCGGCCACUCCUGAGGUGUUGAUCACAGGAGCGCUUCGCGGGGAGGUAGCUCUGGAACGCCUGGCUGUGAGCGGGCUGACCCUCAAGGAGGCCGAGGGCCUACUCCGCGGCGUCCUUGGCGCCAUGUCCACGGCAGAGCUGAAUGAAAUGGACAUCCCUGGCCCGCAGGGUCGCAAGGUUGUUCUGCAGGUUAGUGCUUUCUACGACACGUUUGUUGACAAGCUCGCCAGCCGCGUGGCGUUUCGCACCCUCCGCCACCUGGACUCCAAGGCUCAGCUGCGAUGGGUUGCCGGCGGCCACGCAUCUUCCCACGUGGUGGCGCGAUGCCUCUUCACCGGGUCCAUCCUGACUGGUCUGAGACGUCUGGCGGCGUUGCACAAUGAGCCUACAUGGAUCCCAUCCAAAAUGUAG